This is a messenger RNA of Cylindrotheca closterium, 384 nucleotides long. The record is from the annotation of a GenBank genome assembly. Lineage: Eukaryota; Bacillariophyta; Bacillariophyceae; Bacillariales; Bacillariaceae.
AUGGAAAGACUAUUGAUAAAUCUUCCGAUUGUCGUUGCUACGCCCCCUCCAGAGGAAAAGAAACUCUCUAAAAAGUGUAUCUUUGCCAUUGCAUUCUUUGUCCUAGUGGUGGCUGUUGGUGGAGGUAUUGCCGCUUGGCAAUCCGGAAAAUCAAGCGCUGAAGGCCAACUUGUCACCCAAUACGCCCCACCUACAGAAGAGGAUUGCCUUGCGGUAUCCCAAGGAUUGCAUGUUGAAGGACAGAACAGCACGGCCCUAAACCAAGUGGGAUUGGAAAUGAAUUUUGUUGUGGGGUCAAAUGUCAAUAUUGAAUUGCUUGGCUUCAAGGCAAGCUGGAAGCCAAGAUUCAGCGAAAGGUUCUACCACCGGAAAAUCAAGCGCUGA